AUGCGUUCAGCUGUGUGCGAGUUCACGAGCCGGCCAUGCAGGACAAAGAGACCAUCCUGUUCUGCGUUAAUCUCUACAGCGUCCGCUUCAGUCAGGAGCUCAACCUCAAACACACACGCUCACCCGGCCACGACUUUGCCUGGACAUCAGGGCCCUUGUGUCUGCCUCGAACUGGAGCUACAGUGCCCCUGCUGGUUGAACUUGAAAACACAUCUAAUGUGCAGUAUAUCAGUAAGAUGGACGGUGCUGAGAUGUUUUCCAGUCUGGCUCUGACUCAGGCCUUCGCAGAGGGCUCAGUGUUUUCUAUGGACUUUCUGGAUUCUCUCAUGGCUGCUACGUACUUCAACACUCGUGUCCCAGCUCUGAUCUGCACACUGGUGACUGGGGGAGACACCCCCCUUCUGGAGGCCCAGCUGGCUGAGAAUAAUCACCUGGACGAGGGCAUUAUGAGCCCCCAGCUUGGAGCCCUCCGACAACGGUCCAAACUCGUCCAGCUCGCCCUGAACAUGCAGCCGCUGAAGAAUUUCAAGUGUAAUCACUUUAAGGAUUUAUUCUGCCAAGCGUUGGAAAAUCUGGAGAUUAUGUGCUUUGGUCUCUACCGCCUGCUGGACCCCACAAAUGCCUCUCUAAAACGAUACGUGAUCACCAACCCACCAGCUGACCUCCUUCUGCUACCAACGGACAAGGUCUUCUGUUCUGUCCCCUUCCACCAGAGCCACCUGCUGAUCGAGACUGAGACGUUCUCCUCUCCACAGCUCUGACGCACUACAGCAGGGCUCAGAAAUGACUGAGAGCUCUUACAGACACAUCACAUCCAGCUAGCCUCAGAGAUUUUACAAGUCCUGCACUUUCCUACCUUCAGAUUAAUA
This is a messenger RNA of Pygocentrus nattereri (red-bellied piranha), 869 nucleotides long. RefSeq names its product calcium-activated potassium channel subunit alpha-1. Gene Ontology annotation, molecular function: large conductance calcium-activated potassium channel activity. The coding region runs from base 36 to 761 and encodes 241 amino acids. NCBI's taxonomy places the organism in Eukaryota, Metazoa, Chordata, Actinopteri, Characiformes, Serrasalmidae. The transcript has 6 exons. Gene Ontology annotation, cellular component: postsynaptic membrane. The record is from RefSeq and is a predicted model, not a curated record.